Molecule: messenger RNA, 4371 nt
Organism: Bicyclus anynana (squinting bush brown)
Lineage: Eukaryota; Metazoa; Arthropoda; Insecta; Lepidoptera; Nymphalidae
Product: 3-oxoacyl-[acyl-carrier-protein] reductase FabG
Exons: 2
Coding region: 234-998 (254 amino acids)
Molecular function (GO): oxidoreductase activity
Source: RefSeq, a predicted model, not a curated record
AGAAAAAGUAUUCUCUGUGGUUUUACGUUUGUUUUCUAUUUCGAAUUUUCCAAAAAUAAAAACUUUAUAAUAACUUGCGAUUUGCGAAAGCUAUUGAUUAAAAUACUUACGGAACUCUUUUCAGCCAAUAAUAAUAAUUGAUGAUGAUGAUGAAUAUCGGUAAUAGAAAACGUACUGUUAUUGUAAAAAGUUGAUACGAAUUUUCAGAGCUCAGAGCCAACUGGUACAUAAAGAUGAACUUCGCUGGAAAAGUGGUGAUCGUAACCGGCGCCAGUUCGGGAAUCGGUGCCGCAACAGCGAUAUUUUUAUCAAAACUCGGCGCAAAGUUAUCGCUGACCGGUAGAAAUGUGGAUAAUUUGCAAAAGGUCAACAAAGAUUGUGAGAAAGCGACGUCUACUUUUCUCGUGCCCGCCGACUUGACGAAGGAGAGCGACAUCGAGAACAUAGUCAAAAACACGGUCGAGCACUACGGACAGAUCGACGUGUUGAUCAACAAUGCCGGCAUCAUUGAGACUGGCACGAUCGAGAACACGUCUCUGGCUCAGUACGACCGUCUGAUGAACACGAACGUGCGCUCCAUCUACUACCUGACGAUGCUGGCGGUGCCGCAUUUGAUAAAGACGAAAGGUAACAUCGUAAACGUCUCCAGUGUCAACGGUAUCCGCUCGUUCCCUGGAGUGCUAGCAUACAACAUAUCCAAAGCUUCAGUUGAUCAGUUCACAAGAUGCGUUGCUUUGGAACUCGCUUUAAAAGGAGUCAGAGUCAACUGUGUCAACCCUGGCGUAAUAUUAACUGAGUUGCAGAGACGCGGAGGGUUGAGUGAGGAACAGUAUGCAGCCUUUUUAGAAAGGACGAAGGAGACUCAUGCGUUAGGCCGGCCGGGCAAGCCAGAUGAGGUUGCCGCAACUAUAGCUUUCUUGGCUAGUGAUUUAGCCAGUAAUAUCACUGGGGCCAGUGUCCCUGUGGACGGUGGACGUCAUGCUAUGUGCCCACGCUAAUGUGAAUACUUCAAGGUAUAUCCUUGAUGAAGCUUGGAGCAAUGCAUUGCAAUUGUUUUACCUACAUCCUAUUAAUCUUAUGUAAUUCACCAUACUACACAGAUCCUUAAAAGGAAUAUGGUUGGAGACUAGAUUUUGACAGAGAAAAUAUAGUGGUGGAUGCCUGUGACUUCGUCCAUAUAACACUAGCAGGUGCACGGGACUUCUUCCGCCCUUAGACCACCUUAAUUCCAGCCCUAAUGCAAAAUCUGUUCAUAGUGGAUAUUAACUCUACAUUAUGUCCCUGCCACAUUUCAUCUUUGUAUGUCUAGUGGUUGUUGAGAUUUCAUGAUGAAUUGCCUUUCACAUUUAUAUAUUAAGAUAUGAAGGGGAAGAAUUCUGUCAUACAUGACUUUUGUGUAACUUUAACUGUUUAUGUAAUGCAUGUAACAGGACCUCCGAAAAAGAACAAUUUUCCCACAUUUUUCAUAAAUGCUCUGCUAUGCUGAACUAUAUAUUUAUUUUUGUAAUGCAUUGCUCUACAAUUUCCCAUAAUAAGUUUGCCAUGAAAAUUUACAUACAUAAAUAACAUUUAUUUUUCUACACUAUUAUUAGCAACAAUGUAGUGUCUCAUGACAUAAAAGAGCAAUUAUUGUUAUUAACGUAACACUAAAACAAUUACUUACUUUUUAUAUACUUAUUUUAAUAAUUGUAAGGAUAAUCUUUGAGUCAUAAGUCCGUCAUAAGAGUACAUAAGUCUGCAUUUAAUAUUUUAAUUAUUUUCAAAGAUUGGAAAUAUAGUCUGUAUAAAAUAAUAUUCAUUGUUAUUUAUAUUCAUUGUUAUAUGAAGGUGCUAAAAUUUUAAUGUCUAUAAAUAUUAUAUAUAUUUUAUUGUUUUACAAAUAAAAUGUUUGUCACUCAAAAUGUUUUGAAUGAAUUUGAUUGAUAAAACAUAAUACCUUUACUAAAUAAAUUAAAAGCAAUAUGCUUAUAUUGCAAAAAUUUGAUAUUUAUUUUUUGGUAUUUAUUAGAUUAGAUAAAACAUAGUAAAAAAAAAAAACUAGUCAAAAGUAGUUUUAUCAUUUAGCUCUAGCUCAAUGGCUGGUAACUGUAGAAUAAAAGAAAACAUGUUGAAUCAUAAUUUUAAUAAUAUAUCCAGUCUACCUACAUUGUUGUAACUUUAUUGUUUAUUUUUAUAAUGUCAAAGGUUUAUUAAGAAACAACUGUGUAAGCAAAUUACUCCUUUAUUAUGUAAUAUAAUAUUAAUUAUUAUAACUAACUUAAACAUAAUUAUCACAUGUCUUGUCUGUAUAUUGGUAAAAAAAUAUAUAUUAAAUAUAGUGGUGCUAAUGCAGCUGUAAACAUGGACAGUCUUAUUUAUUAACAUGGAUUAAGAUUUAAACCUAAUUUUUUUUCAAAUUAAAGUGGUCCUAAUUGCUACUGUUUAAAGUUCUCUUUACUUUGAAGAAAAUUGAGGCUAAAACCUUCUUCUAUAUUUAAAAAGGCCGGGAUAGUUUUAAUUAUGACAUAAAUGUAAUUAUAGAGCUAAAAUGCCUUUAUUAUCCUGGAUUUGGGCGCCACAAGUAUAUUUUAACCAGUGCUUAUUAUGUUGAUAUAUAAUUUCAAUUCCUUUUCAUGCUGAGGUAUUUUAUUUUUCAGUGAAACUACAUUAUUUAUGAACAAACAUUUUCUUAAAAAAAACUGCUACAUAAUCUGUGGUUGCGCCAAUUAAAAAACACAAUCGCAUUACCCAUCUUUGGCAUUACCAUAUUAAUUUUACAAAUGAAUUAGCACCACUAUUAAUUUCGAUGCAAGCCAGUCUCAAGUUGAAAAUGUAGGUUACAUUUUUUACUAAAAUGGAUAUUGCAUGUGAAAUCUGCAAGGCGAUAGGAAAUUACAGGUUACACGGAAAUUACAACCCUACGCAAUACCCACUGAUAAUAACUGCCAGGGGGGGGACAGUUCCAUACAUUCUGAGCAAUUUGUUGACUUACAGGCCAUCUAGAUCUAGUAGUGAAACAACUUUUCGACUAAGUUGGUAAAAAUAUCUCAACAGAUGGCAGUAAUUCCAUCGCUAAUCUUAGUGUGCCCAUUUCGUAAUAUUUAAUAAUUUUAACGAUAAUGAAAAAAAUAGUAACUUUGUAAUAAUCUCAUAGACCACUACAUGAAAUAUAUAUUUAAAUCGUUUUGCAAAUCAAACUUCUUCAUUUAAUAAAAUAUGAGACGCAUAAGUUAACAUAGAGUGUUUGGCUAAGAUGAUAUAAUAAUCUUUAUAUUAAAUCCGGGAACAAAAUAUUUAUAGUAUGUGAUAUUCAUGGGGAGGCAAAACAUGGAGCAGUGGCGUUUUUCUUCCAAGCCAUUUUCCAGUCCUUAAUGCGUUUGAUAGCAAAUAAUGUCUGCAAAAUAGUUACGACUUCAUAUACUUUUCUAUAUUUAUUCUGCAAUUAUUUUUUUAAAUAAAAAUAUUUUGACUCCUCAGUUUUGUCCGAUUGCCCGUGAAUAUUACUUAAACAGUUUUUACAGUAUGAUCAUGAAUUAAAUUGUGUUGCUUGCGAUUGUAAGUUAUUGGGUAAAACAAAGUAAGCGUAUAUUAAUUUCAACAUUGCCAAGAACUGUCAUUUGGUCCAGUGGUGAACAUGGUCGAACGGAUUCUAACAAAUUUACAUAUGAUUAGGAUUAGGAUUAGGAAUAGUCAUGGGUUCGAGCCCGGGUGGGGAAUGGAUUACAUCACAAUAUAUUUUUUUUUUUGUUUUUCUCAAUUCGUUUUUUUUAAAUAUUUUUUGAGUUUUAUUAAACCUCGAUUAAAAAUCUCCAUUUAAAUAAAAUUGCCGCUGUUUUAGUAGUACCUAAAAGUUUACUCCAAACCGCAGUUGGCGCUUCAAUUUAAGCCACAGAAAAUCUUCAAGAGGGCUCUCUUUUCCCAUAUACUUAUUAUACUCUUUGAUAACUGCUGACCUUAAUACAAAUAACUACUUAAUAUCCAUAUUAUAGUUGGUAGCUAGCUAGCGAUGAAACAAGUGGUCGCAAACUUUGGACGUCAUAAUAAUGCUCAGAGACACUAGGACAAGCUAUGGAGUUUAUCUGCGUGAUCAAGUCCGAAAUGAGAUCCGCAGAAGAACUAAAGUCACUGACAUAGAUCAACGAGCCACAAAGCUGGAGUAGCAAUGGGCGGGAUACAUAGAGUUCGAAAAACCGACGGACGUUGGGUCCCAAAAUGUUGGAAUAGCAACCACAUACAUAAGCGUAGUAUUAGUCGAGGGUGAUCGUGGUGGUUGCAAGUCCCUACAAAAGGCCUAUCCUCUUAACUUUGAUUUGUUCGGUGAUACGAUACUUAGUAGCGAGUUUUCUUUUUACCUAUACCUACUUAUUAAUCAAUAAAUAUUAAUUUAAUUUC